This is a messenger RNA of Oncorhynchus masou masou (cherry salmon), 1859 nucleotides long. Its product is annotated as ras GTPase-activating protein 3-like. The record is from RefSeq and is a predicted model, not a curated record. The transcript has 3 exons. NCBI's taxonomy places the organism in Eukaryota, Metazoa, Chordata, Actinopteri, Salmoniformes, Salmonidae. The annotation marks the transcript as partial.
GGGCCUCCCAGCCAACAUUCAGCUGGAUGUGGACGGAGACAGAGAAGCUGAGAGAAUCUACUGCCUGUUCAGCACGUACAUGAACAAACUGGUCAACAUGCAAGAGGCCUGUGGCAGUAGAUCAGUAUAUGACGGCCCAGAGCAGGAGGAGUAUUCCAGCUUCCUCAUCGACGAUCCCCGGGAGACCUAUAAGACCCUGAGAGUCAUCAUCUCCUCUGUUCAGACACUGGAGCAGCAGCACACCAAGUACAAACGAGACAUGUUCAGGAAGACCAAGAUCGGCAGCCAGGAUCAUCCAAUCGGAGACAAGAGUUUGUGUUACAUCCACCAACAGUCUGAGAGCUCCACCUACUCCAUCUAGCCCCGCCCACCAACCACUGCCAUGAAGCGCAGAGCUCCGCCCCCGAUGACCUGAGACCUAGCAACACUUCCUGGUUACUCCUGGUCCACGGCUUCCCAUGGUGCAUCUUUCAGAACACGGACACUCAGAGCCGAGGUCUAAUGGGGUAGAAUAGUCUAUGAUGAUGUGCUACAAUACAAUGCUCUGGACUGUUGGUGUACCAGUGACCACGCACUUUAACCCGCCCCACAACGGACAUAAAGCUACUGCCUCAGCACGUUCUGAAACAAUCUUAUUUUAUUGUUCAUGUUUUUGUAAUGUUUGAUAACAAAAUGGUUUAAGUGGUUUAUUCCUGGUGUGAAAACAACCGAUUCCUUUGUAUUUCAAGUCACACGGACCAAACUCUAGGUUGAAAGACUGUUCACUUGGGGUCACAUCCGACUAUGUAUGUGUUGAACCCCCCCCCCCCCCGCACUCCUUCCAGGGAAAGAUGAUGACAGAGGGAGGAGACGGGCAGGUCAUCAGUCAGCGACCGCGACCAUGAGGACCCCUAGCUGUUCAUCUAACUGAUUGGUGCAGCCUUCAUUUACAAUCUGGAUCGUCCUGUUUUAAUUGUUUAAGAGUUGUAGUGUUUAAUUCCGAGCCUGGUUCUGCUUUUGGUAGUUCUCUGCUGCCUCCUGGUCUGGGUCAGAACCCUGCUGCCUCCUGUCCCUGGGUCAGAACUCUGCUGCCUCCUGGUCUGGGUCAGAACUCUGCUGCCUCCUGGUCUGGGUCAGAACCCUGCUGCCUCCUGGUCUGGGUCAGAACCCUGCUGCCUCCUGGUCUGGGUCAGAACUCUGCUGCCUCCUGGUCUGGGUCAGAACUCUGCUGCCUCCUGGUCUGGGUCAGAACUCUGCUGCCUCCUGGUCUGGGUCAGAACUCUGCUGCCUCCUGGUCUGGGUCAGAACUCUGCUGCCUCCUGUCCCUGGGUCAGAACCCUGCUGCCUCCUGUCCCUGGGUCAGAACUCUGCUGCCUCCUGGUCUGGGUCAGAACUCUGCUGCCUCCUGGUCUGGGUCAGAACUCUGCUGCCUCCUGGUCUGGGUCAGAACUCUGCUGCCUCCUGGUCUGGGUCAGAACCCUGCUGCCUCCUGGCCUGUACCCUGUCCCUGGGUCAGAACUACAAAUCCCAGUUGUGUAUGCAUUCCCUCAGAUUUCUCCUGCUGUGAAUCUAGUUAAUGGUCAGGUCCAGGGCCUAUGGAAGGUACGGGCCAUUAUGGUUCACUCUCUGCAUUGUGGGAAACCAACUAAACUAACCUGGUGACUGGUUGCUAUGUCCAAAGCAACAGAACUAACCCGGUGACUGGUUGCUAUGUCCAAAGCAACAGAACGAACCCGGUGACUGGUUGCUAUGUCCAAAGCAACAGAACGAACCCAGUGACUGGUUGCUAUGUCCAAAGCAACAGAACGAACCCGGUGACUGGUUGCUAUGUCCAAUGCAACAGAACUAACCCGGUGACUGGUUGCUAUGUCCAAAGCAAC